AUGGUCAACGUUUUCGACCGUCUAAAUGUCCAUGUAGCUGAUUCGUUUGUGGGAAGAUACUUUCAUCUGGAGGGCUCAGGUCAUCCUAAUGAAAGAAUUGGAUCUCGUUUCACGACUGAAAUCCGAGCUGGUCUUACAACAUGGGCUGCGAUGGCUUACAUUAUAUCGGUAAAUGCAGCCAUUCUAUCGGAUUCCGGAGGUACUUGCGUCUGUACGUCCGAGACUGAUCCUAUCUGCAACACUGACGAUGGCUAUCUCUCUUGUGUCAAUGACGUCCGCAACGACCUGAUAACCACAACCGCGGCAAUUUCUGCACUCGCCUCUGUACUCGAGGGCCUUCUUGCAAACUUACCAAUCGGGAUGGCCCCAGGUUUGGGACUAAAUGCCUACUUUACAUAUUCAAUCGUUGGCUUUCAUGGUUCUGGCGUCAUCACCUACCGCGAAGCUCUGGCAGCUGUAUUUCUCGAAGGAUGGAUUUUCCUAGCACUGUCUUUACUCGGAAUUCGACAAUGGCUCGUCAGAAUCAUGCCACAAUCUCUAGUUUUGGGCAUCGGCUCUGGGAUUGGUCUCUUUAUCGCGUACUUUAUGUCAUUUCUUCAAUUCAACCCCAUCUUACUAGUCCGUGAUUAUGUAUACAGGCUAAUCGGACUAUCGGCUAAUGGGCUUGGAGUUAUCGGAGGUGACACCACGAACUUGGUCGGACUCGGGGGAUGUAAACCAGAAGACUGGAUCACCGACUUGCCCAAUUACUGCGCUCAUGGAGUGCUGCAGAAUCCGACGAUGUGGCUUGGUAUCUUCGUUGGGGGAUUUCUAACCGUUCUUCUCAUGUUGUAUCGCGUUCGCGGCGCCAUCUUGAUUGGGGUGUUCAUGACGUCCAUUCUCUCAUGGCCCAGACCUACCGCCGUUACUUAUUUCCCGCACACUGAUGCUGGUGAUGUUCUUUUCGACUAUUUCAAGAAGGUGGUGACAUUCCAUCCUCUUAUUAGAGUCGGUAAUGUCAUAGACUACAACUAUGGAAACGGUAAAGUGUGGUAUGCACUGAUCACCUUCCUUUACGUAGAUAUCUUAGACACGACUGGCACACUCUACGCAAUGGCCAAGUUCGCUGGUUUACGGGAUCCAGUUACUAUGGACUUCGAGAAUUCUACCUGGGCCUAUUGCGUAGACGCGUUUUCCAUCAGUAUGGGCUCAUUAAUGGGAACUAGUCCCGUGACCGCGUUCAUUGAGAGCGCGACGGGAAUAAGUGAGGGCGGUAAGACUGGAAUCACCGCGAUAGUCACCGGAUUAGCCUUCUUUGUUUCCGUCUUUUUUGCGCCGAUCUUUGCAUCAAUACCGUCGUGGGCUACCGGAGGCGCACUUGUCAUUGUUGGCUCCCUCAUGAUUCGGAAUGUUCGAGAAAUCAAUUGGGACUAUAUUGGCGACAGCGUCCCUGCUUUCUUAACCAUAAUUAUCAUUCCUUUGUCUUAUAACAUUGCCUACGGUGUCAUUACUGGAAUUAUAUCAUAUCUGAUUCUCAAUGGCCUUCCUUGGCUCAUUCGAAAACUCACAGAUGACCGUAUCGUUCCCCCCAACUUGGAGCAUUCGGAGGAGUGGGUCAUACCCCCUGGUAGCAUGAUACCCUCUUGGAUGUUCCGAGUGGGCGAAAAACUGAACAUUACGGAAAAGCGAUCUGAACCUCGUUCCUUGGCUUCUAGCAUGGAAUUGGCCUCUCGAGAGAAUGUCAAUCAAAGCAGCAAGAGCCUGGAGGGCGUGCAUUUGGAUGUCAAGGGAAAACCAUCCGCUAUUCAGUACAUGCAGCGUUAAACUAUAACCAAAAAUUUAUUGGUAUUUUGGACGUGUUCAAGUUAUGUAAUUUUAUACUAUACUGCGCACAAGCGAUUUCGGUCACUUUACAGAAUAUGGCAAUGACGAUCCUCCGCGGUUCUUGCCAAAAAAAAAUGAGGCUGGAAAAUUGGCGUUCUUGGAACGCACUGGUAAAAACUGCUCUCCGAACCGAAGUAUGUAGAUAAAUGUAUCUUGAU
Guyanagaster necrorhizus is the source of this 2021-nucleotide messenger RNA. RefSeq lists its product as uncharacterized. Gene Ontology annotation, molecular function: purine nucleobase transmembrane transporter activity. Gene Ontology annotation, cellular component: plasma membrane. The record is from RefSeq and is a predicted model, not a curated record. Gene Ontology annotation, biological process: transmembrane transport; guanine transport; adenine transport. Lineage: Eukaryota; Fungi; Basidiomycota; Agaricomycetes; Agaricales; Physalacriaceae. The transcript has 17 exons. The coding region runs from base 1 to 1803 and encodes 600 amino acids.